CUCCAUAUCUAAAUUCAAGGCUUCUCGAAACAUAAGAGAAAAAUUGGAAAAUAAGGAGAGUCCGGUGGCACAUGCCGAUCUGCCCGCCCACCCGUCAUCUUCCCACCUAACCGUUUUUCUCCCUGUAUCAACAAAUGCCACUGCUAUCUUCCCUCUCCCCUCGCCCGCCUUUCUCUCCCGCCGGCGAACUUCGUGCUUCAGGCAAUGUCUCCAACACGUGCUCUCGCCGUCGUGCUCCUCUUAGUGGCUAUCUACUGCGGGCUCGAUCCUUUCAAGCACAGCCCCGUAUACGACUUCCCUGACUUCGAGGCGUUCAAGGUGGACAUGCCCCCGUGGUCGGAGGUUCCCAUCGAGAAGGACGGCGAAAAUCUGUUGCAGAAGUCGGAAAUUAGGUUUUUGAAUCAGGUGCAGGGGCCGGAGAGCAUGGUGUUCGAUCCUCAGGGCCGUGGGCCCUACACCGGUGUCGCUGACGGCCGGAUUGUGUUCUGGAACGGCGAGGCGUGGACUGAGUUCGCUCACACUUCGCCCAAUCGGUCAGAAUUAUGUAGCCCAAAGCCUUCACCAUUGAGUUACUUGAAGAAUGAGCACAUAUGUGGCAGGCCUUUGGGGCUCCGAUUUGACAAGAAAACAGGUGAUUUAUACAUUGCAGAUGCAUAUUUUGGGCUGAUGAAGGUGGGACCAGAGGGUGGGUUGGCAAAAUCACUUGCAAGUGAAGCAGAAGGAGGGCCUCUGAGAUUCACAAAUGAUCUAGACAUAGACGAUGAAGGAAAUGUUUAUUUUACAGAUAGCAGCACUAAAUAUCAGAGGAGGAACUUCAUGCAGUUGGUUUUCUCUGCAGAGGAUAGUGGGAGGGUUCUGAAGUACAAUCCAGCUACAAAGGAAACCAUUGUUCUUCUGUUGAAUCUCCAAUUCCCUAAUGGCUUAUCUCUGAGCAAGGACGGAUCUUUCUUUGUCUUUUGUGAGUCAUCAAUUGGCAGACUGCGAAAGUACUGGUUGAAAGGCGAGAAGGCAGGAACUUCAGAAGUAUUGGCCAUUUUACCAGGAUUUCCUGAUAACGUGAGAACAAAUGAGAGAGGAGAAUUUUGGGUGGCAAUCCACUGUCGCCGGACAAUGUAUGCUCACAUGUGUGCGCGAUAUCCAAAACUUCGAAAACUCUUUCUCAGUCUACCAAUUUCGGCAAAGUAUCAGUACCUGCUUCAAAUUGGGGGCCAGCUUCAUGCUGCUGUCGUCAAAUACAGCCCAGAAGGUAAGCUCCUGCAGAUUUUGGAGGACACUCAGGGUAAGGUUGUUAGAGCAAUUAGUGAGGUGGAGGAGAAGGAUGGGAAGUUGUGGAUGGGAAGUGUGUUGAUGCCUUUUGUUGCAGUAUACUCCUUAGAAUGAGGUAAACAUGAAAUUGGAAUGGUCGCGGACCAAUACUGACUCUGUUUUUUGGUGCUCAUGGCCAAUAUCUUAUGUUGAAUGAUGAUAUAAUAACAUUUUCAAGAUAAAUUAAAGGGUUGGUUUUGGCUUUC
Messenger RNA from Malania oleifera, 1511 nucleotides. RefSeq names its product protein STRICTOSIDINE SYNTHASE-LIKE 3-like. Gene Ontology annotation, biological process: biosynthetic process. Bases 205 to 1380 code for a protein of 391 amino acids. NCBI's taxonomy places the organism in Eukaryota, Viridiplantae, Streptophyta, Magnoliopsida, Santalales, Ximeniaceae. Gene Ontology annotation, molecular function: strictosidine synthase activity. The record is from RefSeq and is a predicted model, not a curated record. The transcript is spliced from 4 exons.